CUUAACCGACUUUUAUGAUGGUGGCAAAUGAUGAUGUCACUAGAGAUUACGAGCGGUUGUUAUGAUUGUGGUCGAAGAGAACGAUGUAGGGAUGCCCUUAGACAAAAGCUGAGUGGAGUCCUGAGGAUGGAGUUAAGGAACUUCUACGACUUCUUGUAGGUGAAGGAGAAGAAAAAUGAGGGAGAGCAAUGAUGAGAGAUGAAGUAAAGGAAAAGAAAGAAGAGGACGAUGAUGAUGAUCACACUAACGCAGAUACAGAGCAAUGUUGCUCUGCUCUGCAUUUACAACUUCCUCUCUGUAUCGCUUUAUAUUUGCAUCGACGUUGCAUGCGAUUCAGAGUGGUGCUCAUCCUUCUUUAUUUUUCCAAUCCCUUAUCCUUUUUGUCCCUUUCAUCGUUUUGCAUUUGUAUCGAUCCUCAUCGUCUUGUAUUUUCAUCGACGUCGCUCUAUAUCUACGUUGGCACACUAAUUGUCUUUGUUCAUUUUCUUAUCUCCCUUUGCCUCACAUCAUGUCAUCGUUCUAUCUCCUUUUCCUCCUCUAACGUUGCUUUGUAUAUGUGUCGGUAGAAUGUAAAGCCUUUAUCUCACACCUUUCGUCAUUGUAAUUGCAAAGUGAUACCAAAUGAAUUAUCGGGGAUAUUAAGAUUAUUUUUUUAUCAAUUAUUUUUUAUGUUAUUCUUGUACGUGAUAUAACGUGCUGCAUCUUUUAUUAAUAAAACCAAUAAAAGUUAGAGUAAAUAAAAUUAAAUAUUUUUAUUUUUAUAAUUAUAUAAAUUUUUUAAGUCUACGUAAUCGUAAAAGGUCUAAUUAUAACUCUUCAAUCUUGUGUAUGUUACUGAUUAUGCAUCGAAAAUCGUGUCAAUAAAAAGAAAUAAAUAUCUGUAAAUAAUCUUGACCCUCCAUUUCGAGGGAUUCACUGCUUCGGUCCGGGGCAUUUCCGUCAUAACACUCACCCCGUCCCCAAUUCAAAAUGUUUCGAACGACGCCGAAUCCCCUGGCCCUCUUCAGCUUCACCUCCAUGUCUUUCUCUGAGAUCAAGAACUAGGAAGGACGGAAAACCUAGCACUGGCGCUCAAGAAGAUUGAGUGAAAAAAGAGCCAUUUUUAUCUCCAAAUCCCCCUCUCCUCCUUCCUUUUCUGCCCAUCGAAGUGGCGGCUCACGUCGCUCCAUCGCCUUCCCUUUGGCUGCACUCCGACCCACCCUUGGCCCUUAAAAAGCCAUAACCCUGAUCCCAUUUUACCCCCUCAUCCAACCGUCCCUCGAUAUUUUCCUUCCAUGACCUCUCGGAUCGUCCAGGGCAAGCCUCCAGGCCCGCCUCGGAGCCCUUCCAAUAAGAAGGAGAAUUUGGACGAGGCGCCCCUCGACAAGCGGCAUAGGUUCGGGGUGAUGGGGAAGAUGGUGGGUCCCGCGACCGACCCACGAACGACGCGGUCAGUGCUGUCCUCCGUCAACGGCGGCCCCAAUUCCGGCGACCAGGCGGCUGCUGGCUCGGAUGGUGGGAGCGCCUCUGGGAUUGAGUUCAGUUCUAGGGAGGACGUGGAGAGGCUUCUGGCUGAGAAGAUGAAAGUCAAGACUAAGAAUGACUUUAAGAGUGAACAGAUGAUAGAAUACAUUAAGAAGUUUCGGAUUUGCAUUAGAUGGUAUAUGGAACUGGAAGAUGGCUACUUGGCAGAGCAGGGGAAGCUUCGAAAUAUGUUGGAAUCUGAAGAGAAAAGGCACAGAGAAAUUGAGUUUUAUCUUCUAGAGUCCCGGAUGAGGGCUGAAAUUGAUGAACUAGAUGCAACAAUAAGGGAGCUUCAAGACCAGAAUUCUUCCUUGCAGGAGAAUUUAGUGAAUGAAGAAACUGAGAAAUUGGUUGCUAUUAAAUCUUACGAAAAUGAAAGACAAACCAGGGUUGCAGUUGAGAAUUCUCAAGAUGCUCUGUCCUUGGACCUUCAAAGAGUUAACCAAGAGAAUAAACGUUUGAGCGACCAUGUACCUUAUUCCAUGGGUUUAAAUAAUGCAGUUCCUUGAUUAUCCAAU
This is a messenger RNA of Musa acuminata AAA Group (dessert banana), 2021 nucleotides long. RefSeq names its product kinesin-like protein KIN-14H. The transcript is spliced from 5 exons. The coding region runs from base 1275 to 2012 and encodes 245 amino acids. The record is from RefSeq and is a predicted model, not a curated record. Lineage: Eukaryota; Viridiplantae; Streptophyta; Magnoliopsida; Zingiberales; Musaceae.